AUGGCACCCAGCGUCAUUGUCGUCGGCGGCGGCCUAUCGGGUCUGAGUGCGGCGCACACAAUCUACCUCGCCGGUGGUAACGUCACCGUUCUCGAUAAGCAGGGUUUCUUCGGCGGCAACUCCACAAAGGCCACGUCCGGAAUUAACGGUGCCUUGACGCGCACCCAGGUCGACAAUGGCGUGAAAGACAGUGUCAAGCAGUUCUACGACGACACCCUCAAGUCAGCCCGUGACAAGGCUCGUCCUGACCUGAUCAAGGUCCUUACCUACAAGUCGGCUGCUGCCGUCGAGUGGCUGCAAGAUGUCUUUGACCUCGACCUCACUCUCGUCUCACGUCUCGGUGGCCACUCCCAGCCCCGAACCCACCGUGGUCACGAUGCCAAGUUCCCCGGCAUGGCCAUCACAUAUGCUCUUAUGCAGCGCCUCGAGGAGCUCGCCGAGACGGAGCCCGAGCGCGUCACCAUUCUCAAGAAGGCCCGCGUGACCAGCCUGAACAAGGAUGGAAACAAGAUCACUGGCGUCACCUUCGAGCAGGGUGGCGAGACCCGCAGCGUCGACGGCCCCGUCGUCCUCGCCACUGGUGGUUACGCCGCCGACUUUGGCGAGGGCUCUCUGCUCAAGAAGCACCGUCCCGACACUUUCGGCCUCUCCAGCACCAACGGCACCCACGCCACCGGUGAUGGCCAGAAGAUGGUCAUGGCCAUUGGCGGCAACGGCAUCGACAUGGACAAGGUCCAGGUCCACCCCACAGGUCUCGUCGACCCGAAGGACCCCGGCUCUAAGUGGAAGUUCCUGGCUGCCGAGGCCCUCCGUGGCGAGGGAGGUCUUCUGCUCAACGCCGACGGUGACCGCUUCUGCGACGAGCUCGGCCACCGUGACUACGUCUCGGGCAUGAUGUGGAAGGAGAAGGAGAAGAACAAGUUCCCCAUCCGCCUCAUCCUCAACUCCAAGGCUUCCAAGGUCCUCGACUUCCACACCCGCCAUUACUCGGGCCGUGGUCUGAUGAAGAAGAUGACGGGCGAGGAGCUCGCCAAGGAGAUUGGUUGCACUCCCGAGCACCUCCAGGAGACCUUCUCCACCUACAACGACAUUGCCGACGGCAAGAAGAAGGACCCCUGGAACAAGAAGUUCUUUCACAACGGCCCCAUCAACAUCGACGACGACUUCCACGUCUCCGUCAUGGAGCCCGUCCUGCACUUCACCAUGGGCGGUAUCGAGAUCAACGACAAGGCUCAGGUCCUGAACCGGGACCUCAAGCCCUUUGACGGCCUCUUCGCCUGUGGUGAGCUUGCCGGCGGUGUCCACGGUGCCAACCGUCUCGGUGGCUCCUCGCUGCUCGGCUGUGUCGUCUACGGCCGUGUUGCCGGCGACACCGCCAGCAGCUACCUCUUCCAGCAGGCCCUGAAUGGCCAGGCCGCAGGUCUCCCUGGCGGUGCCGCCGCCCAGCGCCUCGGCCAGAUCUCGCUGCAUCUCGAUCCCUCGACGCCCGGAAAGAUCUCGAUUGAGUGGAACAACAAGGCUAGCGGUUCCCGCGGCUCCGGCGAGGGCGGCGAGGGCGGCGAGGGCCCCUCGGGCGCUGGUGCUGCUGGUGCCGGCGGUGGCGCCUCCAUCUCCGUCCCCUCGGAUGGGUCCGGCAGUUCGGCCCAGGGCGCUGCUGCCGCUGCCACCGAGGCUGCCCCCGCCGCCAAGGCGAAGCCCAACCCCAAGGAGUUUACCGUGCCCGAGAAGGAGUACACCCUCGAGGAGGUUGCCGAGCACAACAAGAAGGAAGACCUGUGGGUCGUGGUCAAGGGCGUGGUCAUGGACCUGAGCGACUGGCUCGACGAGCACCCCGGUGGCCCUCAGGCCAUCAUGAAUUUUAUGGGCCGCGACGCCACCGAGGAGUUUGAGAUGCUCCACGACGACGAGGUUAUCCCCAAGUACGCUCCUGGGCAGGUCAUUGGCCGCAUCAAGGGUCAGGAAGUCAGUCUCGAGUUUUGA
Messenger RNA from Geosmithia morbida, 1980 nucleotides. Its product is annotated as Aspartate oxidase. Bases 1 to 1980 code for a protein of 659 amino acids. Gene Ontology annotation, molecular function: oxidoreductase activity; FMN binding. The record is from RefSeq and is a predicted model, not a curated record. The transcript has 4 exons. Lineage: Eukaryota; Fungi; Ascomycota; Sordariomycetes; Hypocreales; Bionectriaceae.